AAAUAUUAGUUAUUGACUUCAGUCUGUAAAGCGCAAUUAGGCAAAUUGACUGAAUUUGGAUUCUCGAGAAUGAACGGCCAUGGCUUCGGAGGAGGAGGAAGAACUCCACUCCUUCACAGAGAAGGGAGAAAGAGGGAUGAUAGGUUGGAAAAUGACCUAGAGGGUGGGGAGGCUGUACAGCCUGCUAAUGUCAGUUUUGGAAGAGUAUUGUCACUUGCAAAGCCUGAUGCAGGGAAACUUGUUAUUGCCACGGUUGCUCUAUUGAUAGCCUCCACAUCGAGUAUAUUGAUCCCAAAGUUUGGUGGGAAAAUAAUUGAUAUUGUCUCUGGAGAUAUUCAAACGCCCGAACAGCAAGUUGAAGCAUGGAAUGAUGUCAAAAGCACCAUACUAGAUAUCUUUCUGAUUGUCAUACUGGGAUCACUUUGCACAGCACUUCGAGCAUGGAUGUUCUCUUCUGCUAGUGAAAGAGUUGUUGCUCGGUUGAGAAAGAACUUAUUCAGCCAUUUGGUUCACCAAGAAAUAGCCUUCUUUGAUAUCACCCGAACAGGAGAGCUUCUAAGUAGGCUAUCUGAAGACACUCAGAUCAUUAAAAAUGCUGCAACGACCAAUCUUUCAGAGGCCCUCAGGAAUCUUGCAACUGUAGCUAUCGGUCUAGUGUUUAUGUUUGCAACGUCUUGGAAGUUAACACUACUGUCUCUGGCUGUUGUCCCAGCCAUUUCGGUGUCUGUCCGCCAAUUUGGUCGAUUUCUUCGUGAACUUUCUCAUAAGACUCAAGCUGCAGCUGCUGUUGCGUCCUCAAUUGCUGAGGAAUCAUUUGGGGCCAUACGUACUGUCAGAUCCUUUGCACAGGAAAACUUUGAGAUCUCACGCUACUCAGAGAAAGUUGAGGAGGCAUUGAAGCUUGGACUUAAACAGGCGAGAGUUGUUGGUCUAUUCUCUGGUGGGGUAAAUGCAGCAUCAACACUGUCGGUUAUUGUAGUGGUUAUCUAUGGUGCUAACUUGACCAUAUCUGGUUUCAUGAGUCCAGGCGCUCUUACAUCAUUCAUUCUGUAUAGCCUGACAGUUGGCUCUUCUGUGUCUGGACUUUCGGGAUUGUAUACUGUAACGAUGAAAGCUGCUGGAGCUAGCAGGCGGGUGUUUCAACUUCUGGAUCGUUCAUCAACCAUGCCAAAAUCAGGGGAGAAAUGUCCAUUGGGUGAUGGAGAUGCAGAAGUGGAGUUGGAUGAUGUUUGGUUUGCAUAUCCUUCCCGCCCUAACCAUAUGGUACUCAAGGGAGUAACAUUGAAAUUGCAACCCGGUUCGAAAGUCGCUUUGGUCGGUCCAAGUGGAGGUGGUAAGACUACAGUAGCAAACUUGAUUGAAAGGUUUUAUGAUCCAAUAAGGGGAAAUAUUUUGAUUAAUGGUGUACCCUUAAUGGAGAUAUCUCAUGAACACCUUCACAAAAAGAUCAGUAUAGUAAGCCAAGAACCCAUACUUUUUAAUUGUUCUAUUGAGGAGAACAUCUCUUAUGGACUUGAUGGUAAAGCAAGCAUCCUUGAUAUAGAAAAUGCAGCUAAAAUGGCUAACGCCCACGAGUUCAUCUCAAAAUUCCCAGACAAGUACCAAACCCACGUAGGAGAACGUGGGGUAAGGCUUUCGGGAGGACAGAAACAGAGAGUGGCAAUUGCGAGAGCUCUUCUAAUGAACCCUAAGAUUCUCCUCUUGGAUGAAGCUACAAGUGCUUUGGAUGCAGAAAGUGAAUAUCUAGUUCAGGAUGCUAUGGAUUCUUUGAUGAAGGGUCGGACAGUACUGGUUAUAGCACACAGGUUAUCUACUGUUAAAAGUGCAGAUACUGUAGCCGUGGUUUCUGAUGGUCAAAUCGUUGAAAGUGGUAGCCACGACGAGCUUCUUGACAAGAAUGGCAUUUACACUGCUUUGGUGAGACGCCAACUGGAGGGAGCAAAGACGGAAACCCUCUAGUCUAGUUUCAACUAUCGAGUUGAUCGUUGUUUAGAAAGCGCAUAUUAUGUGAUUGCUUUCUUGUUAGUGUGCAUAUGCGAAAGCCAAACCCAAACCCAAAUCCAAACGGAUUCUUAAAAAUCCAAAUGGGAUCAAUUAUAAGAGGCUGAUAAUAGAAGAAUUUGUCCAAUGAACUUCAUGAAUAAAUAAUCUCGAAUGAAUUCUGAAACAUCUUUCUUCAAUUUUAACCAUAAUGAAAAAGGACUAAAUACAGUUAUUAGUUUAUGUAUAAUAGUUUAAGAAAAUAAGAGAAUGAAGUGUCUUGAUAGCCAUGACAUCUCAAUCAUGAACAUCUUGAUUGCAAUAUUACAACUAGUAUGUUUAUUUGGUUUGCCAUUUUUA
Messenger RNA from Impatiens glandulifera, 2340 nucleotides. Its product is annotated as ABC transporter B family member 25. Bases 70 to 1959 code for a protein of 629 amino acids. Gene Ontology annotation, molecular function: ABC-type oligopeptide transporter activity; ATP binding; ATP hydrolysis activity. The record is from RefSeq and is a predicted model, not a curated record. Gene Ontology annotation, biological process: transmembrane transport. Gene Ontology annotation, cellular component: membrane. NCBI's taxonomy places the organism in Eukaryota, Viridiplantae, Streptophyta, Magnoliopsida, Ericales, Balsaminaceae. The transcript has 17 exons.